Molecule: messenger RNA, 1443 nt
Organism: Fusarium proliferatum ET1
Lineage: Eukaryota; Fungi; Ascomycota; Sordariomycetes; Hypocreales; Nectriaceae
Exons: 3
Coding region: 1-1443 (480 amino acids)
Source: RefSeq, a predicted model, not a curated record
AUGACUUUGACAUCCAGCAGCCCGGAGAGACCCAUCACCUACAAGUGGUCAUCGCUCCCUCAAGAGCUUCGACUGCAAAUCUUUGGAUACGUGACCGGACAGCGAAAUUAUCGAGCUAGGGGCCUUAGUCGCUUUGCCUGCGUCUCUUCCGAAUGGCAAGAUCACUUUGAAAGGAUCACAUUCCGACGCCUUUUGAUCGACAACUCCCAACUGGUAACAUUCUCCAACGUGACCGAGGGCGAAAAGGCUGUGAGAUUGUCAUAUAUACGUUACCUAUGCUUGAGAAUCAAGCUCCAGGACUACGAUUACCCGGAAUGCAAUAACGAGGAGUCCAUUGCCACGAUAAAAUGUAAUAACAGGAGAUUUUCUGAUUCUCUGAUUGGAUUGUUUAAUGUGCUCUGCCGUUGGGAGCCUUCCACCGAUCGGGACACCGGAUUAAUACUCGAUAUCACUGCUUACUCACCUGGUGACAACAACUUUUCCGAAGAAGCAUCGUUAGAAUACGCUAUACAUAACAACUUCCAGCUACGUCUGUGCGACCCUGGGAAGAAUUGGCAUAGGCCAAAGACCGAGAAAGGAUUGAGGCGACUACAAGGCACACCACUUGAGUUGAGUACAACGAAGAAAUUCAAUCAAGUCCCGAUCGUUCAUACUCUCUGGAUACGCCAUCAGUUCCACAGAGGGAUAGAUAAAAGGAGCUUGGUACGGAUCUUGCGCAUGGCUCUGACGAGCGUCGUUUCUUUCCGGCUCGAAACUUUCGGUGACUGGACCAGUCUAAUUCUUCGACUUCCCGAUCAUAUUCGUCGAUUUUCCUUGAACCUCGUCUCAAGAUCACUCGCUCAGUCAAACACAGCAUUCAUAGAAGGAGCGCCUGAACAACCAAAAUUUCUAGCAGAGAAAGCUCACAAUUUGGUCGCACUCUGUCCACCUGGUGGCAUGAACCCACUGCAUUUUAUUCAGCAUCUUCGAAAGUCACAGCAGUACCAAGAACUCGAACAUGGUUCAAAACUGGAGCAGUUAUGUCUUGAGGGUCCAAAUAAAGCUUACGGAGACGCUGUAUUGUUCCAGGGUCAGUUAAAUGGUCUCUUGGAAGAAUCUGCCGUCACCGCCCGAGAGUUGCCAAAUCUCCAGAUUAUGGAAAUUUGGUGGCACAAUGGGAUAAAUGCCUGUUUGUUCAGAUAUGAGCUUGAGAAAGACCAAGUUACCAUCACAUGGAGAGUAACUGAAAACUGGAUAAACCUGACAGAAGGAAGUAGGCAACAGUGGGCGAGAGUAGCUCAGAAGUAUAAUGUGGGCUUUUCAGUUAAGAGAGAGCCGUUUUGGGAAGUCAGGCGAAACGGCAUGCGUAUUGAUGGGAAGAGCAUCUACCGGCACUUGAAGCUGUGCGAUUUGGCAGUCGAUCCAGUUACUCUGGCCUAUGCUGAGACAAGGCUAGGCUGGUAG